Molecule: messenger RNA, 172 nt
Organism: Racocetra persica
Lineage: Eukaryota; Fungi; Glomeromycota; Glomeromycetes; Diversisporales; Gigasporaceae
Source: the annotation of a GenBank genome assembly
UAAUUUACCUGAUGAAAAUAUUACUCAAAUAGCCAAACCUGCUUUGUCGAAUUCAAACCCUUCAUAUCUUUCUCAAUUUAUUACAUCAGAAAUUUCUCAACCACUAUCUUUAUCACUACCUCUAUCAUUUAUUCUAGAAGAGUUUUUGAAUUAUUCUACAACUGUUGAUUAA